AUGGAGCUCGGUGGAUACCUCAUGUGUGACCUAGGACUAGGCUUCGAUGAUGGCGAUGGCUUCAACUUUGGCAACAGCCAAACGGUUACCUGCCUUCCGUCCAGGACCAAGAGCUCCUCGUAUGCCUCGAGCUUAGGACCGUACACGCCAACUUCUGGACGGUCAACGCCCCCUGGCCCGGGCUCAAUGGACUUUGCUCAUUCGUUCGGCGACUCGUAUUCCUUUGAGCCCACUCCGCCAUCAUCAGCCGUGUCGACUUACUUCCCCAUGGGCUUGAAAACAGACGAUGCUUCCAACUUCUUUCCACCCAGCCUUCCCGUCACACCGUCGCGGAACCAGUUAGACUUUUCCGGCCUCCCCUACCAUGAUUUCGUAUGCCAGCUGCCUUCCUCCCAAGCCCCGGGUCUCUACUCUUUCCCCAAUGACAUUGGACCCUCGCCAUUCGUGCCCACACCUACACAGACAGGCCAAGUUGGUGAGACCUGGGAGGAGUCCUGGACCGCCUGGGCACAAUCAGACAGCCCCAUCACCUUCAAGCCUCAGCCUUCCCCGGAGAACAGUGCUCACCAGUCCAUGGCAGCAACAAUCCAAAACCAAGAGGAGGAUAUGACACCGCCUUUCACUUUGGGGGUUCCAAGACGCCGACUCUUCAUAGACGAUGCCAGGCAAAAGUCGACGGCGUUACAGAGAGUACAAGGUAUCCGAACGCGACCAAAACCCGCAAAGGUCAUUGAUAGCUUUGUCAGUGAGGAAGGUUUCGCUAUCCAGAAGAUUCCCUCGGGAAGGUUCAGGUGUGACCAUCCCCAAUGCUCGUCCAAGCAAUACAAGAGAAUGGAGCACCUGAAGCGACACAUGAAAUCGAAACAUGGCGAGGAAGAAUACAGGUGCGAGUUCUGUCUCAAGACGUUCAACCGCAACGACAACAGAAGACAGCACCAACACCUCCACACAUUGAAGGACCGAAGAGCCCCAAGGGUGAAAUGGGCUGACGGGGCUGAGCAAGCAUUGGAGGAGGAGCUCAAGCGGAUCAAGACUCGUCGACGAGUGACGACCAACAAGAAGCGCACCACGAUCUGA
Messenger RNA from Lasiosphaeria miniovina, 1077 nucleotides. RefSeq lists its product as uncharacterized. Gene Ontology annotation, biological process: regulation of transcription by RNA polymerase II. The record is from RefSeq and is a predicted model, not a curated record. Gene Ontology annotation, molecular function: DNA-binding transcription factor activity, RNA polymerase II-specific; RNA polymerase II cis-regulatory region sequence-specific DNA binding. The coding region runs from base 1 to 1077 and encodes 358 amino acids. Lineage: Eukaryota; Fungi; Ascomycota; Sordariomycetes; Sordariales; Lasiosphaeriaceae. The transcript has 2 exons.